GUGCGGAUGGAGGAGGGCUUGCCAGACCGCCCGCGGGCGUCGGACGAGAUCAACAAUCUCAAGGCGCGUCUCCAUGCGAGCCUCGUGGGCCCGACGCCAAGCCCAUAUGUGGUCAAGGCCAACUUGGCGCUAAAGAAGUCCGAGUGCUGGCAGCGCUUUGGCCACGUGUACCAUCGAUCGGCGCCCGACGACCUCGUGAAGCUUCACGACACGGCCUUUGUCGCUUGCUACGUCUGCCACACGGUCUACUCGUUCAAGAGCAAAAACGGCACGACGACGAUCAUGGCGCACCGCUGCCCGCACGAGCGCAAGCCCCGACCUAUUGAGCCGCCCCAGCGCAAGAUGAAGAACCCAGAACUCGACGCGCUCAAGAAGGAGAUUCACCAUGCGCUCGUCGCUGGCGACGAAGCGCGCGGGUACACGCUGCAGGACAACCCGAACGGUAUCAAGUCGGGCUGCUGGAAGAAGUUUGGCCACGUGUUUCUGAACGCGAUGCCGCUGCGUGCGUUCGACUCGGGCUUUGUCGCUUGCCGUGAUUGCUACGUCGUGUACCAGUACAAGGUGCGCAACGGCACGUCCACGAUGACGACGCACACGUGUGAUGACGACGCCUUGGGCCGCGUCCGCGCUUCGCAGCGCCGACCCGAAGUGGCUUCGCUCAUAUCCGCCAAGCGCGCCCGAAUCGAUGCCCUGGACGACGACAUUCAAGCCAUUCGCGCCAGCCUCGUCCAAGAGAGCUCUGCGUACGCGCUCUUGCCCCACCCAAACGAGCGCAAGGCGCCGUGCUGGGAGCGAUUCGGCUUUGUCUAUCGGCACGGCGAGCUCGUGGUUGACACCGAGCAUCUCGGGCGCUAUUACGUUGGCUGCUACGCAUGCAAGUCGCUCUUCAGCUACGCACCAGGCGGCUCCACGGCCUUGCUUCUCGAGCAUUCGUGCGGACGGCCCUUGGAGUUGCUGCAAGAGACGUUUGCCCAUGCGUUUCUCUACAGCUGCUGCGAGAGUGGCCUCGACCUUGACCUUCUUGGCCGCGAGAGCUUUCAGCAUCUGCUACAAGCGACGAGCGAGCUCGGGCGCGCGACGACGACGUCGAUCCGGGCGGUCAUCCCAGACGUCACGCUCAUACGCGCCAAGAUGCAGUCGCUCGUGGAGAUGGCGCGCGCUGUCCUCUCGGCGCGGCUCGCCAUGGUCGUUCAAGACGGCGUCACCUUUGGCCUCUCGGUGCGUCCGUUGCGCGUCACGGUCGACGACACCACAUUGAUGCUCGUCGCAGUACACUAUAUUGACGCCGACUUUGGCCUCCACCACCGGGUUCUGGACGUCGUUGCGCUCCAGGAUAGUGCGCUGGCGGUGCACGAGACACUCGCUUCGUACAACCUCAGCCUCUCGGCCCACCCCGAUACGAUGGUCUGCGCACCGAGCUGCAGUCGCAUCCCGCCGCUUCAGGCCAGCGCCGGGCAACUCGCGUGCCCGAUCAAUGUGCUCUACGCAGUGCUAACGGACCUCCUCCGCCCCGAGUCUUGGCGCGACGAUACAACUGAGACCUUUCCCCUGCUACGGGCACUCGUGGACCUGGUGACGCACAUGCCGGCGCCCGGGUACGAUGCGCGGCAGUGGACGCUUCCACUCGGCUCCCGCGUCUCGUGGCAGACGAUGCAAGCGGCCGCGAGCUUCACGCAGCAGCAGUGGGCCUCGCGUAGCCUCUGGUACCCGAGCGCGUCGUUUUCGAACGCAGCGCUGUCCAUCGUCUCGGCCGUCCACGCGAUCGCCUCAGUGUUUGCCAAAGCUGUGGAGGCCUUGGAAGCGCAUGCCACGCCGAUGCUUCACACCGUGUGCUACUGGAAGCAUGCGCUCACGACGUACUGCGCCGCGCCAGCGCUCGCCACCGACGAAGGGCUUCGGCUCAAGGUCCUCGACCGUCUUCAAGCAUGGUCCAUAUCAUCGCUCCACGUCGCUGCCGCGCUCUUGGACCCGGGCCAGCGGAAGCGGCUGCCGAAAUUCGGCAUCGACGCCGACACGAUCGCGCUGGCCAAGGACGACCUCCGGACGCGCCUUCUGGUGGCAGCGGCGUGCCCGUCGGUCGUCAGCGCCAGCGCCAAGCCCGUGCAGUCGACGCCGCCGUCCUUGCUUUCAAUGUAUGGCGACUCGAGCGACGACGACGACAAUGACGCGUGCAGCGUCGAGGACGAGCUGCGCAAGUACUUUGAGAGUCCGCUGCUGGACGAGACAACACCCGAGCCCAACGUGCUGCAGUGGUGGAAGCUUCAGCGCCGACGCUUCCCAAUCUUGGCGCGCGUCGCCCGCUCCAUUCUGUGCCUCCCCACGUCGGCUCAACCGACAGUGUCCUUCGCUUCGAGUCCAUCGCGAGACGUGGCCAACCUCGUGUUUCUGAAGUCCAACCGCGACUUGACCCAAGCGGCAACGACACCGUUGCCGCGUGCGGCGGACGACGAGACGCAUUAUAACAGCGAUGAAGGGCAACCACUCAUUUAACAGCCAGCGACUUCUGCCUUUCUUCUUGAGCUGCUCAAUCG
Saprolegnia diclina VS20 is the source of this 2531-nucleotide messenger RNA. RefSeq lists its product as hypothetical. The record is from RefSeq and is a predicted model, not a curated record. Gene Ontology annotation, molecular function: protein dimerization activity. NCBI's taxonomy places the organism in Eukaryota, Oomycota, Saprolegniomycetes, Saprolegniales, Saprolegniaceae. Bases 7 to 2490 code for a protein of 827 amino acids. The transcript has 2 exons.